GAUCGAAGAGGGGAGCAGACACUUGUUUUUGCCUACUAAAGAAUUAAAAAAGGACAGACUUUUGCCCAAUUGACAAUCUCCCAGAGUGUGUGCACAGGUUGUGCAGCGUCGUUGCUGUCUAGCUUUAUUUCUAUGAGGAACCAUUUUGUGAACAUGCUCAUGCUGUCUGUGAAGAAAUGUUUGGGGCUAGCUGUUGGGAUAUGAAGCUGCAUCUGCCUGUACUCUUGCUGCUCUGCCUCUGUUGGCUGGGACUGACUGAUGAGACUGGUACGGUAGCUACUGAGUACCACUCUUGCGGGGAGCAGGUGCUCAGCCAGGAGGCCCGGUGGUCAGUAGGGGGUGCUGUAGAGAGACUGGGCAGGCAGCUACUGGACAGCCUGCAGACAGGGCCAGAGCAGCCCAACGUCAUCAUAUCACCCCUCAGCGUGGCCCUUGCACUAGCACAGCUCACACUGGGAGCUCGUAACGAGACACAGAAGUUGCUGCUAAGUUCUCUACACGCCCACACUGUGCCCUGCUACCAUGAAUCCCUGGGCAGCCUGCUCCAACACCUCACCAACACCUCCCUACAGGUGGCUACACGCAUGUACCUGCGCCCAGAGUUUGAGGUGUACCAGUCCUUUGUUACAGAAUCCAUGCGUAGCUACAAAUCAGAGCCUGCCCCCUUGAUCUCAGUAGAAGAUGUCAACCAAUGGGUGGAAGACGCCACCAAAGGUCACAUGACCAAUUUCCUGACCAGUAUUCCGCAUGAUGUGGUGCUCAUGCUGAUCAAUGCUGUGCAUUUCAAAGGUGAGUGGGAGGCUCGCUUCGACCCUCAGCUCACACAGAAGGAUGUCUUCUACCUGGACAAUAAGAACUUUGUCCAUGUAGACAUGAUGCGGUCAGCCAAGUAUCCACUGAGCCUGUUAGAAGAUGGGGAGCUUGGGGCUCAGGUUGCACGUUUUCCAUUUAAGGGAAACACCAGCUUUCUGGUAGUGAUGCCGUUGCCAGGAAGAGGAAACGUGUCAUCACUGGUGGCCAAGCUGAAUAUCUCUGACCUGUACAGACGUCUACCUCAGGAGAGGACCAUGCAGGUCCAACUGCCCAAGUUCACCCUGCAGUACCGCCAAGAGCUACAGGAGGCGCUGACCAGCAUGGGUCUGGGCUCUUUGUUCUCUAGUCCUAAUCUGUCCGGUGUCUCAGCGGUUCCUCUGCAGGUGUCCAGCAUGCGUCACGCCUGCGGGGUGGAGUUGAGUGAGGAGGGGGCCGAAGCAUCUGCAGCCACCUCCAUCACCAUCAUGCGCUCUGUUCCCAUCUUUUCUGUAAACUCCCCUUUCCUGUUCGCCCUGGUAGACCACGCCUCCCUCGCUCCAAUCUUCCUGGGCACCGUCACUAACCCAGCCCCUGACGCCAGCCCCAUUCAGAUCGACAGUCCCCUCGGCGAUGAUCCCAAUGGCAACAGGACCCAAAGUGACAGCUCUCAUAGCAACAGCAAUGUACAGAACGAUGGUCCCCAUAGUAACAACAACGUACAGAGCGACAGUCCCCAUAGCAGUAACAACGUACAGAGUGACCAGCCACAAAGUGAGAGAAUGCAGUGUGGCGUCCCUGUCGGGGGGGAGGAGCAACAACAGCCCCUGAAUGAAGUAGAGGGAAACCCCAAUGCCCAGGUGGAGGGGCAAGGAUCUAGUUCCUGUGCCAAUCCCUCUCAUACAGUUCCUUCCUAAACCAACACUGAUGCCCAGCUUGCCCCAACCAAUCUCUCACUGUUCUGUCCUGAGCAACACUGAUGCCCAGCUUGCCCCAACCCAUCUCUCACUGUUCUGUCCUGAGCAACACUGAUGCCCAGCUUGCCCUAACCCAUCUCUCACUGUUAUGUCCUGAGCAACACUGAUGCCCAGCUUGCCCCAACCCAUCUCUCACUGUUCUGUCCUGAGCAACACUGAUGCCCAGCUUGCCCUAACCCAUCUCUCACUGUUCUGUCCUGAGCAACACUGAUGCCCAGCUUGCCCCAACCCAUCUCUCACUGUUCUGUCCUGAGCAACACUGAUGCCCAGCUUGCCCCAACCCAUCUCUCACUGUUCUGUCCUGAGCAACACUGAUGCCCAGCUUGCCCCAACCCAUCUCUCACUGUUCUGUCCUGAGCAACACUGAUGCCCAGCUUGCCCCAACGCAUCUCCCACUGUUCUGUCCUGUCCUGAGCAACACUGAUGCCCAGCUUGCCCCAAACCAUCUCUCACUGUUCUGUCCUGAGCAACACUGCCUGACCAGCUGGUCUCAUAUGGAGCCCAGCCCUCACAUAGCAAAACCCUAUCCCAAUCUAUUGGCCCAGUUCCCAGUCCAGAAUCAACAACAGCCCCUACCCCUAGACACCCGACAACUUCUCACAGUCCCUCCCCUCCCCAGUGAAUGCCCCUGAUUACAACCCAAUGAUUUAGGAGAGACCAUGGACCUGUCCUAUACUACACUGUGUGUGCAGAUUAACACUCAAAUGUGUUUUUUUACACUUGGCUGUGCACUGUCUGUCUUACAGUAUUUGUGUUUUGUUUUGAUGUCUUACUUUUUGAUGAUUCUCACCUCUGGUAUUGAUUAAAGAAAUGAAGUCUCAA
Oncorhynchus tshawytscha (Chinook salmon) is the source of this 2588-nucleotide messenger RNA. RefSeq names its product alpha-2-antiplasmin. Gene Ontology annotation, biological process: negative regulation of endopeptidase activity. Lineage: Eukaryota; Metazoa; Chordata; Actinopteri; Salmoniformes; Salmonidae. The transcript is spliced from 8 exons. Gene Ontology annotation, molecular function: serine-type endopeptidase inhibitor activity. Bases 177 to 1706 code for a protein of 509 amino acids. The record is from RefSeq and is a predicted model, not a curated record.